This is a messenger RNA of Artibeus jamaicensis (Jamaican fruit-eating bat), 3483 nucleotides long. It is a transcript of the gene WNT7B, whose product is annotated as Wnt family member 7B. Gene Ontology annotation, cellular component: extracellular region. NCBI's taxonomy places the organism in Eukaryota, Metazoa, Chordata, Mammalia, Chiroptera, Phyllostomidae. Gene Ontology annotation, molecular function: cytokine activity; frizzled binding. Bases 478 to 1527 code for a protein of 349 amino acids. Gene Ontology annotation, biological process: positive regulation of JNK cascade; canonical Wnt signaling pathway; cell fate commitment. The record is from RefSeq and is a predicted model, not a curated record. The transcript is spliced from 4 exons.
GAGGCGGAUCCUCCUACCUGGGGCGCGCUCGCUCCCUCGCAGCUCGCUUGCCGGGGCCGCGAGUCACCUGGGGAGGCCGACAAGUGCGGACACAUUGGCCGCCGCGGCGCUCGGCGAAGCGCGCACGGCCCCAGUCGGCUGCGCCCAGUACAGGCAGCGCCUGCCCAGCCACCGCGCUCGGGCCCGGUCCCUGUCCGAGCUCGUGGGGCCCCGCGACCGCUCAGCGGUGCUCCGAGGUUGCGGCCCCCAGCCUAGGUCACUCCCCCGGGCGCAAGCGGCGGCGGCAGCGGCGGCGGUGGCGACCCGGGCUCACCAUGGUGGCAGCGCGCGCCGAGUGCCCGCGCGUCGCCAGUCGCCCUAGCCGCAGCGCCGGCUGAAAGCGGUCCGCCGAGGCCCCCCGCCCCUGCCCGUUCCCCGCCCCGCCUGCGCGUCCCCACCGGCCGCCGCUGUCUAUGGCGCAGCCCCCCUCCCUGGAUCAUGCACAGAAACUUUCGCAAGUGGAUUUUUUACGUGUUUCUCUGCUUUGGCGUCCUCUACGUGAAGCUCGGAGCGCUGUCAUCAGUCGUGGCCCUGGGAGCCAACAUCAUCUGCAACAAGAUCCCCGGUCUGGCCCCGCGGCAGCGCGCCAUCUGCCAGAGCCGGCCCGACGCCAUCAUCGUGAUCGGCGAGGGUGCGCAGAUGGGCGUCAAUGAGUGCCAGUACCAGUUCCGCUUCGGGCGCUGGAACUGCUCCGCCCUCGGCGAGAAGACGGUCUUCGGGCAAGAGCUCCGAGUAGGGAGCCGUGAGGCCGCCUUCACCUACGCCAUCACUGCAGCUGGCGUGGCCCACGCGGUCACUGCCGCCUGCAGCCAGGGCAACCUGAGCAACUGCGGCUGUGACCGCGAGAAGCAGGGCUACUACAACCAGGCCGAGGGCUGGAAGUGGGGCGGCUGCUCGGCCGACGUGCGCUACGGCAUCGACUUCUCCCGGCGCUUCGUGGACGCGCGUGAGAUCAAGAAGAACGCGCGUCGCCUCAUGAACCUGCACAACAACGAGGCAGGCAGGAAGGUCCUGGAGGAGCGCAUGAAGCUGGAGUGCAAGUGUCACGGGGUGUCGGGCUCCUGCACCACCAAGACCUGCUGGACCACGCUGCCCAAGUUCCGCGAGGUGGGCCACCUGCUCAAGGAGAAGUACAACUCGGCCGUGCAGGUGGAGGUGGUGCGGGCCAGCCGCCUGCGGCAGCCCACCUUCCUGCGCAUCAAGCAGCUGCGCAGCUACCAGAAGCCCAUGGAGACGGACCUGGUGUACAUCGAGAAGUCGCCCAACUACUGUGAGGAGGACGCGGCCACGGGCAGCGUGGGCACCCAGGGCCGCCUGUGCAACCGCACCUCGCCUGGCGCGGACGGCUGCGACACCAUGUGUUGCGGCCGCGGCUACAACACGCACCAGUACACCAAGGUCUGGCAGUGCAACUGCAAGUUCCACUGGUGCUGCUUUGUCAAGUGCAACACCUGCAGCGAGCGCACCGAGGUCUUCACCUGCAAGUGAAGUGGGCGGCCGAGCAGGCUGCCCCCGCCGCGUUUGCACAUGGGCUCCCCACCUUCCCCGCUCUGCGCGGCGGCUGGGGCAGAGGGGGCUGCGGAAGGUGGAGCUCCCGCUGGGCUGUCGCCCUCUGCCUGUUGUCAGCAGCUCCUUCCUGCCAUUCCCGUCACUUCCUGCGGCAGAACAGGGCCCAGGACCCAGCUGCCGCGUCCUGGACGGGGCCGAGUGAAUUGCCUUUUUUUUCUUCGGGACAAUGACACGUAUCCCCAGAAAGCAAAGCAACGAGGAGACUCUGAGAGUGUGUCCCUCCCUGCCAGCCCCCUCCCCCACCCCCCAGCCCGGAGACUGUUUCCCAGCCGCUGGGCCCUGGGGCGGUCUGGGCAGAUGCUGAGAAAGAUUAUUUAUGUUUCCAUAGUAUCAGAAGAGGGCUCUCAGCGUUAAGGCUUGGCUGGUCCUAACUCUGCGCUUUCUGUCAGCACCCCCUCUGCCUGCCGCCUCCUCUCCGGACCCAAGGGGACAUCCCUGUGCUUGGCACCCUCCUGGCCCGGCCCCGGGUCCCCGGGAGAGCUGGGGCGGGGGGUAGCUUUGUGACCAACAUGGCCCUGAGAGGGCCCCCGAGGACAGCUCUGGACAGGGACCUCCGGUUCCCUUUCUCUUUUAGAAAACCUUGUCAAACAGAUCAAAGCGUUGUCUGUGUUAGGCCCUGGGAGGGCGGUGUCCCCUCCCGAAUGAUGUGCCCUCCCAGCCCCUCGCCAGCCUGCCUGGCACCUCACAGUUUACAGAGCCCCCGCCCCCUGCAACCAGCCAGACCCCAGGACAGAGCUGAACUGGGAGUAGCUCAGGGUGUUUGCCCCAUCUGACAGAUGGGCACACUGAGGCCCAGAGCAGAGCGCUAGCCAGAGUCCCCCACAGGAGCCUCUACUCCUUGAGAACCCAACUGUGCCUCUUCCCCGUGCCAGCCUCCCUGGGGUCUGCACAACCCCCCUCCAAGAGGUGCCUUGGAGGGUUGUUGGUGGACUCCUUGCCUGUCCUGGCCCUUUCACCUUUCACCCUUCACCCUGACCCCAGUGCGGAGGACACUUGGAUCCAGAUGUCACCGGGCAAGGCCCUCUGGACACCACCCGCAGCGUGCCCACACCGUGCAGACCCGCCCUUGAAAUCCAGCUCACCCCCAAAUCUGGAAGACAGGAGCGAGAAGGGGGCCAGCCCAGCUCUAAACCACCUGUGGGACGGGAGAGGCUGGCGCCCGCUCUGUGCACCCUCCCACCUUUUCCUGGGGGGACAGAGGCCCAGAGGCGUGACUUGCCAGGAAGCCUGGUGUGUGCUGACUUCUGGUGCACCCUCUACUGCCCACAUACUCCCACCCCCAGUUUAGGGUAUUUUCUCACAGAAACCCAAGGAAAUGUGCCCCCAGGUGCUGACCAGCCGAGUGGGCUGGACGCUGGCCUGGGGCGAGUAACACUGUCUGGGCCCUGGCUCCCCGCCGCGCACCCCCAGCGACGCCAGGACACUCCAGAGCUGCUGUCCUGGGACCUUCGCGGCCAACGUGAAUGCCCCCUCCUCCCCCGGGUCCCAGGACACCCCAAGUCCACAGGCCCAAUGCCCUCUGCCAAGGGACCUGGUUAACUUAUAUUGUUAUAUAGUGUCAAAAUGUCUAUAAUGUCCUUUAAAUUAUUGUGACCUACACUGGGUACUGGGGUGGGUGGCCGAGUGCCAUCCCCUGAGACAAGCUCCUCCUGCUGGAAACAGACUCUCGGGGCCCCCGACACCACCGAAUCCGGGGCACUGUCCUUCAGCGUCCAGUGCCCCUGCCGAGACCCCGCCCCCCUCACGCCCAUCAACAGCGGCCCGCCCCUUGGGAGUGGGCGCCGGGCGGCCGCAGUGCCCACUGGAGGAGAGCCUGCGGGUUUUUGACGGGCAGUGUCCCCCCUGGAGGGAGCAGUGGCCCCAAUAAAGCUGGAA